CUUAUUACUCUGUGCUCUACACAUUAUUUUCUGACAUAUUUAACCUAAAAAUUAAAUUCAAAAACAAGAAGGAAAAUCCGUUUUGUUUUCCAAAUGUUUCUCGAAGAUGUCUAAAAAAUGCUACCUCCAAUGUCUUCUAAACGAAGCAAAAAGGUUAAUCAUACCAGAAAACGAAACGGUCGUAAUAGGAAGGAACCGUUUUACUGGAGUUGAAGAUAUUCAUUUAUCCAGAAAACACCUGGAAUGCACAGCUGAAUUUAAUCCUGACAAACUUAUGGUGAAGACUGUUGGGAAAUGCUACUCAGGGUGUAACGGUUAUGCCCUGAUGUUAAACGAAACUUACACUUUAAGAAAUGGUGAUGUGUUGGAAUUGAGACUGGGCUACCACAAAUUCAAAGUUGUGUUUGAAAACUCUGAUGUAGGAAUUGAUGGGCCCCCUCAAAAGAAACCCAAAUUCCCCAUAUUCAAUAUGCAAAAACGUAAAUCAAUAGCAAGUUCGAGUCUUUCAAACAUUAGUGGUAAAUGGGAAUCAAUAGAUAAUAAUGAACUAUUAGUUUUUACUCCAGAAAACUGUCAAUCUCAACCUCGAAUAGCAUCUUUUGAUAUAGACGGAACAAUUAUAAAAACGAAAUCAGGACUUAGGUUUCCUAAAGACAAAGAUGACUGGGAAUUUAAUAUUCAACUAGUGCCGAAAACCCUGAAAGAUUUGUAUGAAAAACAGUAUAAAUUAGUCUUUUUCACUAACCAAUCAGGUGUGGGCAAUGAUAGUGAAAAAAUAAGAAAUUUUAAAUACAAAAUUGAGAAUAUUUUAAAUGCUCUAUCGAUUCCAGUACAAGUCUUUAUUGCUCUAGGCAAAGGUAUAUACCGUAAGCCUGUGACUGGUAUGUGGAACUUUCUUUCCGACUUGAAAAAUGAAAACGUUCAAAUUGACAUCGAUAAGUCCUUUUACGUUGGUGAUGCAGCUGGCAGAGAGAAAGAUUGGGCCCCUAAGAGAAAGAAGGAUCAUUCCAAUGCUGACAGACUCUUCGCAUUGAACAUAGGCAUCAAAUUCUUCACUCCUGAAGAAUACUUUCUAAAAUCUUCAUCUAAUCCUUUCAAAAUGCCUCUCUUUGAUCCUCGAAAUCUCAAGAAUGUCGAAUAUCCAAAUUAUACCACUAAAAACCACGAUAUUAUUCUGAUGGUCGGCAGUCAAGGCUCUGGUAAAAGUCAUUUUUGCAAAACCGAAUUAAUACCUAAAAAUUACGUACACAUCAAUCGAGAUAUGCUCAAAUCCUGGGAGAAAUGUGUGUUGAUGUUGGAGGAAUGCAUCAGAAAGAAAAAGAACGCAGUCAUUGACAACACAAAUCCAGACAAAGCUAGCAGAAAGAAGUACAUCGAUGUAGCUAAAAAGUACAAUGUUCAGUGCAGAUGUUUUGUAAUGUCCAUUUCGUUUGAGCAUUGUAGACAUAACAAUAAAUUCCGGGGACUCACAGAUAAAUCACACGAAGUUAUUGGGGAUAUGCUCUUGUAUUCUUAUAGAAAAAAUGUUGAACCGCCCGAUUUAUCAGAGGGUUUUAGUGAGAUUGUGAACAUACCUUUCAAAGCUAAUUUUGAAUCGACUAACAGUGAAACAUUGUACAGGAUGUUCUUAUUGGAAUCCUGAGACUUAAUUCAAUUUAUAAAAUGACCUUGUGAUAGACAAGUUUUUUAUGUGAUUGUAUUAUUGUGUUUAUUCUUAAUUUAUUAUCAUCCUGAUUUGUGAAACUCUAUUUUAAUAUGUGAUUUAUAUGCUGUACUCUUUUAACACCACUCAAUAUAUAAUUUUUUUGUCUUUGAGAAUUUCAACAUAUUCCAAUAAAAUUGAAAGGAAAA
Molecule: messenger RNA, 1851 nt
Organism: Harmonia axyridis
Lineage: Eukaryota; Metazoa; Arthropoda; Insecta; Coleoptera; Coccinellidae
Gene: PNKP
Exons: 1
Coding region: 107-1642 (511 amino acids)
Biological process (GO): DNA repair
Molecular function (GO): double-stranded DNA binding; protein binding; ATP-dependent polydeoxyribonucleotide 5'-hydroxyl-kinase activity
Source: RefSeq, a predicted model, not a curated record